CCCCCCCGCUCACUCAGUCCGCUUUGCCACUUCGAUGCGAGCGUUUGUGUGAUACUGCAAUAUUUGCACCGCCGAGUGCCCGACCUCUGGAACCGACCAUUUAUGACAAUCGACAACCCCGCCCCGUGCAUUUUCCGAGUUGCAUUUCGACCUGUGCAAGCAGUGCUAAGCCUGUGAGCUAUCCGUCGUCGGUUCGGUCGCUCCUCCCGCGCUUAUUUAUGUUGUCGUUUUGGUGUGGUGUAUAUUUGUGCCGUACGAACGAUAACCGGAUUAUCUGUGCGCUGGAGUCGGAGGAUAUUUUUAAUCGACGGCUUUUCUACGAAGACUGAGGGUUGUGGUGGGCGCUCGUGGGCGGCACGAAUGGUGCGCACGCGGGCGAUGCUGUAGCUGCCAUGGUGGGCGUGGGCGUGGCGGAGGGAGGAGGGGGAGGAGCGGGCGGCGGGCCGCCGGAGGGCUACUACGGCGACUACUACCCGCCCGAGUACUACGUACCACCGGAGAUGUGCCCGCACCCGCAGCAUCCGCAGCACGCGCAUAUGUGCGCCGUGCAUACUGAAUACGGCGGCAUGCCAGUGGUAACAUCGGCGACCAUGAUGCCGGCUAUGAUGCCGCCGGUGCUAGACGAGGGGUUGCGGCAUUAUCUUUUGCACCCGCAUGCGCAGCACGCGCACCACCCGCACCACCAGCCGCCGCACCACCAGCCGCCUCAUCACCAGCCGCCUCACCAUCAGCCACCACAUCAUUAUGGUCCUACGAAUGGUGCGGGAGGGCCUCAGCAUUUCUACGGUGCAGGCUACCCGACGCACUACCACCAUGUGCCGGCGCAUCACAUGCAGCACUCGCCGCCACCGCCUGUAUACCAGAAGGAUGAGCGUGCACAGCGACAGUAUUCCAAACUCAAGCAGAAGCUGGAGCGGAAACAGACCAACAGGAAUAAUGGUGUUGAAAUGAACUCCGGUGCCAGUACACCAUCUCUGUCGCCGCGUAAAGAGCUGAACGGCCGCGGUGGUGGCAGUGGUGGCGGCAGUGGCAGCGGGGGCGCCUCCUCCGGCGCCUGGUCCGAGGGGGAGGGCUCCUCGGCUGGCGCCUCCGUGCAAGGGGACGAUGACAACGAUACCCAAGCAUUUCUUGACCUCCUGUCUGCUACACGGACUCCACAGGUUAGCGACAUAACGCCUACGAGUGCUUUAGUGCAAUGGAACUCGCCGUUGCCUGAAGGGGUCUCCUUGCCUAACGUGGAAUUGACCUACGAACUUCUUCUGGGCGACAGAGGUCGAUACAAAGCCAUCUACAGUGGACCAUCGUUGUCAUGCCGUGUGCGAGACUUGAGGCCCGGCUGCGAAUACUCCGUGUGCCUGCAGAUCCGCGCGGGCGAGCAGACGGGCGCCGCCAGCGAGGCGGCCACCUUCCGCGCUCCGGCCGCCCCACCCGGCCGCAUGCUGCCCGCGCGCCUCGCCAACCGCGCCCGCACCUCGCUCCUGCUGCGCUGGUCGCCCCCCGCCGACAACGGCGCGCGCAUCCUGCACUACGUCCUCGAGAUGGACGCCGGCGAGGGCUUCGCGGAGGUGACGCAUCCCCGCACGCGCCAGCACACAGUCAACAACCUGCGCACGCAGACGUGCUACCGAUUCCGGAUCGCCGCGGUCAACGAGUGCGGCCGCGGCGAGUGGAGCGACGAGUUCGUCGGCUGGACCCUGGGCGCCCCGCCGCCCGCGCCCGCGCCCCCCCUCCUGCGUGACGCCGCCGCCGACAGCCUCGCACUCGCCUGGGAGCGCCAGGCCGACGAGGAGUUCACCUUGCAGAUGGACGAAGUUGCCCGCGGACACGGCUUCCUUCCCAUCUACACCGGGACAGAGUGCUCCUACGUUUGCACCGCACUUCGUCGCGCCUCGGAUUAUCGAUUCAGAUUAAGAUGCGAAAACGCCGACGGUCAGGGCCCGUGGUCGCAGGAGGUCACGUAUCGGACCCUACCCGAGAGGCCCGGAGCUCCCGGUCGCCCGACGCCGAAAGGUAAAAUACAUUCGCGAGCAUUCCGACUCAGGUGGGAGCCGCCGACCGACGACGGAGGGGCGGCCGUCGAAAAUUACACUUUGGAAAUCGACGGAGGAGAAGGAUAUCAGUCGGCGUAUAACGGAGCCGAGAGGGAGGCGCACUGCGAUCGCCUGCAGCCGGGCAUCCAGUACAGAGCGCGCGUGCGCUGCGCCAACGUGGCCGGUGAGAGCGACUGGUCCGCCGCCGAGACUAUCACGACGGAAGCCACCUGUCCGGGAGCUUGCUCCGCGCCCGAAGUGGUGGCCGAGCCGCGCGCCACGCUCGUGUCGGUGCGGUGGCGACCGCCCGACUGCAACGGAGGCGCCCCGCUUACGGAAUACAGGGCGGAGAUCGUCGGCGAGGACGGCAUCGUACGCACCGUGCAUUCGGCGCUCGAGAGCGAAUGUACCGUCCGGGAGCUCCAACCCGGCUGUGAGUACCGCCUUUGGGUGGUCGCCUGCAACAAAGUGGGCGCGGGCCUGCCGUCGCCCGCUCUGCAUUUCUCGACGGCGCCCGCUCCGCCAGAUGCGCCCGAGACGCCCGUCGCCUACAUCGAAAAUGCGCGAACGAUCCGCCUCGAGUGGCGCGCGUCCAGAGACAACGGCGCGCCCAUCGCCGAUUACCGACUCGAAAUGAGCCUCACCAACAUGGACGACUCCUUCACUGAAGUGUAUCGAGGACCCGAGACGGCGUGCAUAGUGUCUAAGUUGGUACCGUUCUCGCCCUAUUUCUUCAGAGUUUGCGCUACUAACUCGGCCGGGCGUGGCGCCUGGUCCGGCGUCCGGGACCUUUUAACGCCUCGAGCUCCGCCGGGGGCGCCGACGGGGAUAAAACACGAGGCGACGGCGGAAAGCCUCCGCCUCCACUGGCGCUGCCCCGCAAGCCACGGCGCCGAAAUCUUAGGUUACCGGGUGCAAGUCGACGAGUCCGAUUUCGAAACCGACGGACCGACGCCGGAGAAAGUCGUCGAGGGUCUGCGGCCCGACACCACGUACCGCGUGCGCGUCGCAGCCCUCAACGAGCUCGGCCUCGGCGACUGGUCGGAGGAGGCGCAGGCGGCGACGCGGCCGCGGCCGCCCGCCCCCCCGGACCUACGCUGCGCCCAGCUCGUCCACAAUUACAUCAAGCUGGAAUGGGACAGCCGUGGGGAGGGCGCGUUGUACUGCGUGGAGAUGCGCGGCAAUGGCGAGUUCCGGCCCGUAUACCGCGGCUCGGCGCGCAGCUGCAAGGUGAAGAAACUCCGCGAGGGCACCACAUACAGCUUCAGAAUCCGCGCAAGCGACGACCGCGGUGGACGCGGCUCGUGGGGCGACGUAGUAACCGCCACCACGCCGCCGGCACCACCGCCCGCGCUUCGCCCCCCCACCGUGCUGGUGCUGGCGCCGCGUCGCGCCGCCGUCGCCUGGGACACGCUAGAAGACGCAGAAUACGUGUUGCAGUGCGCCCGCGCUAAGGACGCCGUCUUCAAACAGGUGUACGCCGGCCGCGAGACGCAGUUCACGGUAGACGAGUUGGAGCCGGGCGCGGAGUACCUGCUGCGCGCGUGCGCGGUGCGCGGCGGGCUGGCGGGCGCGUGGUCUCCGGUGGCGCGCGUGCUGGUGCCAGUGCCGGCCGCCGCGCCGCGCCCUCGUCGCGCCAAGCCCGCGCGCGCUCUCUCCCCGCGCCGCAUGGCGCUGCUCAUGGCGGCCGGCUUCCUGCUGUUGGCCGUGCUGGUGGCCAUGGUGGUCCAGCGCCUCGUGGAUCCGCAGCCGUGACGGGCAUUAGCAACGGCACGACCUCGGGCCCUCGCCACCAUAUGACGGUUCCGUCGCGCGGUUCCUACCGCGCGACACAUUAACACUCUAUCGAGCUCCAAAGUAGGAUAGCGUUGUGCGGUCGCCGACGGCAAGCGAUGCUGCUGACUUUCUCUUUUGAACUUACACGAUUCGUACUUGAAUUUUUGUAACAUAUUUUUACGCGCAUGAAAUAGUGUAGUAAGUCAGUUAUACAUAAGCGUAAAAUGCAAGCAGGUUUGGUUAAAGAGACAUCGCAUGCCAGUCGGCGGCCGCGACGGCGAGUGACGGCCUUCACGAGAUGAUGAUGAUGAGAUGAAUGUUUUUUCAUAUUACGAAUUUUGUCUAUUUACGUUUCUGCGCUCUAGGUAUUUGCGUAAGGAGCGUGUUACACAUUUAUAUUUUAAUAGUUAAAUCUAGAUAUUGACAAUGUAUCCUCAAUUGUGUAUUUCUAUAUGUAUGUAUGGAUGGGAACAGAAUUUUUAUUGCUAUUAAUUCAUUUCUUCAAUGUUGACAGCUAAUCAUUUUAUUUUGUACAAAUAUUAUUCUUCCUUUUUUGCACCAUAUUGAAAAGUACCUUAAAUGUUAUUUAUAUUGUAUAUAAUAAGUAGUCAAUUGCAUCAGAGAUGAGAUAUUGGCACGAAGUAAUGCUGUCUUGCUUAUUUCAUGUAAAUUAUUUUUUCGAAAAAUGUAUGUAUUUGACGUACAAUGUGGCGGCACUCGGCGCUCACAACUCUAAAGCCAUUGCGUAAACUUAUGUCACAUUUCCCGUUUGUCCCGCUGUAUUUACUCUAUGUAUCUAGUCUAUUCUGUGAACUGAUCGUUUCCUUUAGCAUUAUGUUAUAUCCGAUGGGAAUUGUGACGUGCUUUGUAUCCGACUAUAUGUAUUUUAUAUUUUUAAUAAUACGUGUACCUCCAUCGAAAACCUUGGCUCCGUAUGUCUCUCAUACAUUUGAUAUUUUUAUAAUGAAAUUUUCAAUUAGUCUGUUGCAUGUUUUUUAUCAGGUUUAUUAAGUGUAGCGAGUUAGCGACCAUGUGGUGCUCUAUUAUUAGUCUUUUGUUAGAGGGUCGUGGCCCCUCGCUCCGCAACGAGUUUCCAGUGUGUGUGCUGUGAUCACUUCCUUAUGCGAAUGAGACUGAUUUUACAAAAAUAUAUGCUUUCUGUUUUUAUUUUCCGUUUUUAAUGCUUUACACCGUGUCGAAGUCGCCGGUCGUAGUGACGCAGCCGCCGGGCACGCCCCGUGUCUAAUGCUAUUCUAUACAAAUCAUUUUAUAUUCCGAUUAAUCAUUUUUAAUGACGUAACGAAUCAGCGUAUGAUCGAUUUUAGCUGUUCUUUUAAUCAAUAGGACAUGACCUUUUUAUUAAUGAAAUUAUGUAAUGUAGUGUAAUUUGUUUAUUAAAUGUAGAGAUUAUGAAUUUAAUGAGAUUGUUACCACCCGGCAUAGAGUGCAGCCGCCGAGCCGGCAGCGCCGCCCGCGCCGCCCGCGAUGCCCGCCGCUCGGACGCGCUCACAUCCCACUCUCGUAAUUGUUAUUUUAUAGAUUUAUAUAAUAAUUGUUAAAUGAGUUCGAUUUAAAUAUAAUUUUAAAUUAAAUAAUUUGAAAGUAGAUAAGUGAAAUGUCAUGUAUUCAUUUGCUUGGAGGGCGUUUAGCACGUAAUUGCAUAUGGGAUAUAUAAUUUAGAUUUCGAUGUUCUUAAUAUUUUAAAGAGUUUUAUGAAGAUGUGUCAGUGUCAACAAUGAUAGUAUAUGGUAUAUAACGAUAUUGUUACUACACAUAGGCCUUAUCGCAUUCGAUGUCCGCCGGCGCCGUCGCGCGCGCGGCCGCGUCCAGGACGCGCGUCGCAGCGCACCACUUCUAGGCUUAAUUACUUCGUAAAUAUAUAAUAUUUACUUCUGUGAUCCGCUUGUCCUAUUUUCUAUUUUUAUGUUUAUUACUGUUAUUAGAGACAUUCCUACGUUCUUGCUUAUCGAUGAUAUAUUUGAUGUAAAGUGUUGCAACGUUUCGUAGAGAGAUUCACUUCGUCCCUGACAUCGCAGCUGACGGCGGUUGGCGGGGCCGUCGCAUAAAUUGUUUUUUUUUUAAAUUAACGAUGUGCAAUGAACGAUUUAUUUAUUUAUACGGCUUAUUGUAUGUAAUAUUUAUUAUUUAGAAUUUGUAUCGAUGUUGGAUGUCGUGUUGUAACAGUAAAGGACUCUAUGUUCCUAAGUUUAUCGUGUUGUACAAUGUCGUAAAGGCAAGCUGUGUCGCGCUGCAGUCAAGCAUUCCAACUUUAUUCCACUGUAAAUAGGCCUAACAUAAACUCUACGACUUAAUGUGCGUUCGUGUCGCUUUUGUAUGGAUCGGAGAGAGAUGUACAUAGAUGGAAGAGGGAGAUAGGCGAGGAGAAGAGAGGAGAGGAGAGGUGGACGAGCAGAGCUUUGUGUCCGGUCGCCGCGCCCGCACUUCGUGUCUAACAUUAAUCAGAUAUAGUUAACGGGGAUAACAUCUCAUAUUGUAUUUGUGUUUGAAUUAGUAACGUAUAACGAAAUGUAUAUGUUUAUAAUAUAAUAUUUGAUGAUGUUAUGUAUACAAUUUAUUAAACAUGAAUAUAUCAAUAAAAC
This is a messenger RNA of Papilio xuthus (Asian swallowtail), 6406 nucleotides long. It is a transcript of the gene mtgo, whose product is annotated as miles to go. Bases 393 to 3785 code for a protein of 1130 amino acids. NCBI's taxonomy places the organism in Eukaryota, Metazoa, Arthropoda, Insecta, Lepidoptera, Papilionidae. The record is from RefSeq and is a predicted model, not a curated record. The transcript is spliced from 8 exons. Gene Ontology annotation, molecular function: protein binding.